AUGGGGCGCCCUCCAGCGUACCUUUUUGUCGUCAGACACGGCUAUCGACUUGAUGCCGCCGACAAACAAUGGCAUCUCUCAUCCCCAACACCCUACGACCCGCCUCUGACGUACAGCGGCUGGCAGCAAGCAAAGAGUUUGGGUUCCAGGAUCGCGUCGAUAAUACGGGAGAGGGUCCAAGAAGAUGAGCGUGCCGGGAGCCAAAAUACCGACGCCGCGGUAAAGCCGAAACGCAAAAGAUACGAGGUUGUUCUACACAGUUCGCCAUUUCUGCGAUGCAUCCAAACCUCAAUUGCCAUCAGUGCAGGGCUCGCCCAGGAUUCAGCUCCAUUCGAGUCCCCGAGUUCCUCUGAAACUACGUCUCCUACUCGGACCUCCCCCACAGACGGCCGACCCAAGCCGACGCUCGUUACAAAUCUCGGCUCCAGUGCCAAUAUCCGAAAGUCUGUGCUGCGGCUGGAUGCGUUUCUUGGUGAAUGGCUCUCGCCGAGCUAUUUCGAGUUCAUCACGCCACCACCCGAGUCCGUCAUGAUGUUGGCCAGCGCCAAGGCCGACCUCCUCCGUCGCGAAGACUAUACCCAUUACCCAAACUCUGUUUCGCACCACCAUUCCAGCUCCCAAGGGCAACUCUGGAGCCCAUCAGCCCGGGAGAGCUCCGCUUCUCCGUUUAGCAGCGGCCAGAAAGAGGAAUUUGGCUCCAUGACAAACCUGGCUGCUUCCCCGGCGACUGGUUCAAGCGCCGGCGGCCAGAGAAACCGCCAGGCGCGAGAAGAAACUGGCUAUGUCUCGCCCGUUCCCCAUUAUGCUAUUAGCAGCAACAACAAUAUCCCGAUAGGAUAUGUUUCACAUGCUCGGGAUGCUUGCGUUAUGGUUGACUACCAAUGGCAUUCUACACGCAGCUUGCUGGAUUGGGGGGACGGCGGGUCUUACCCCGAAGAAUGGGCAGCCAUGCACAAGCGGUUCCGUGCCGGCGCCCAAAGCCUAGUGGAUUGGUAUUCGACGGCAGAUAGGCCAACCCGGCCGGUCACCAAAAGUGUGAGGUCCGAACCCGACAAUGAGUCAAACGAUGAGGAUGUCGAAGUCGAAUCUAUCGUCAUUAUGGUCUCCCACGGAGCCGGCUGCAAUGCUUUGAUCGGCGCCAUAACUCACCAGCCUGUUUUGAUGGAUGUUGGCAUGGCAUCUCUCACGAUGGCGGUCCGCAAGCCGGUUACAGAAAGCUUGGGCUCCCUCAAAGAAUCCGGGGCGACGCCACCCGUCCACGAGCUCUACGAUCUCAAGCUAUUCGCCAAUACCGACCACUUGCGAUCUCCUACAGAUACUCCAACUAAUUCAAGGGCUCCUAUCCUUCCAGGAACCCCGAACGGCAUCCGGGGGCGCCACGCAUCAUUCUCCACGUCUACAAACUUCUCAUGGCACGACGGGCCGGGGAGGAUUAGCUCAUCUGGAGACUCUGGUUUAGGGGGCUUUCGACAGGGUCUUAAAAAUGACUCACCCGUUCCUCGGCUCUCUUUCGCUGUAAGCACUGGGGGUAUCACUGUUGGAAGCGGCGUGACGUCUUUUUCAGCGACGCGGCCGUCAAAUCUAUCACGUAUUGGCAGUAGCGGUCUGUGGUCGCCCAUUGCAGACGAAGACGAAGAGGACGACGGCCCUGCCUUUAACUUUGGUGGGAAUUUUGGAAAGAAGCCGGCAACAACGGUGGCUCCGGCGGCCGCUUCCAGUCCCGCGCCAGAACCCAAACUCACACCAAGUACCACCACCCAAACCACGAAUGGAAGCGCCAUUGUCGACGCCUCACCAAGCGGUGGACCAAUCAAUGAGCGUUCGCCGAAGCCUGAGCGGGAGCAGCUCGGCGCGGGAACUGGGGGGCUUUGGGGCACACCACGGCCGCCUGACGACGCGGACCGUUUCCGGGAUGUCACCGCCUCGAAGCGCCGAUGGACAGUCAGCGAUCGCAGGGGACUCUAG
This is a messenger RNA of Chaetomium globosum CBS 148.51, 1965 nucleotides long. RefSeq lists its product as uncharacterized. The transcript is spliced from 2 exons. Lineage: Eukaryota; Fungi; Ascomycota; Sordariomycetes; Sordariales; Chaetomiaceae. The record is from RefSeq and is a predicted model, not a curated record. The coding region runs from base 1 to 1965 and encodes 654 amino acids.